AUGGUGGGCAACUGUACAUCGAGGCAUACUUGUCGGAUCUGCCGCCGCAAGCAUCAUACUUUGGUUCAUGGCUCGUCGCAGCCAAUUCAAAAUGGCAACAACAUUGACACAGCAAGUGUUUACAGCCGCGAUCGACCAGCAGUCUCUAAUGCGGGAUCUACAAUUGGCCACAAUCAACCGCUAGCUCGAGGAGGUCAUCGCUUGGGAAGCGAGACUCCCGCGGAAAACAACUUUACGCAUCAUACUCUGGAGAAUAUUCCGGCGGCUGGUUCUCAGACUCUGUUGCCAACCAUCCUUGCUGACGUCAUCGACGCCUGGGGUAACACUACAACCUGCAGGCUGCUCUUGGACACUGGAUCUACAAUAACCUUGUCAUCGGAAUCAUUUGUUCAGCGAAUAGGCGUGCGUCGAACGCACGCACGGAUUUCUAUUCUCGGUCUCGCCGCCAACAGCGCGGGCGUUACCCGAGGACGCGCACAUAUCAAGCUGCGCUCUCGUCAUUCGGGCCAAACUGUCGAAUUGGUCUCGUUCAUUCUCAACUCGCUGACGUCAUCACUUCCUGCCCAAGUUAUUGACACCUCAUCCUCUACGUGGAGGCAAAUCUGCGAGCUUCCUUUGGCAGACCCAACGUUCUGCACACCUGGAGCAAUCGAUGUCAUUGUUGGAUCGGAUCAACUUUGGUCUCUAUACACAAGAGAUCGGAAACACUUUGGCUCUUACUCUGCAUUCGAUGAUCACCCUACUUCUGCGGUUACUCAUCACGCGGACCUAGACACGAUUGUUCGUUUAUUCAUGGAGAUGGACAGCAUUCAGCCUAACCAGGCUUUCCUGGACGCCAGCGAUCCCACAGAGCGUCAUUUUGCUGCCACACACAAGCGCUCGUCGGACGGGGUGUACGUCGUCGAGUAUCCCUUCAAGGAGAAGGCACCGCCUAUUGAUUCGACCUUGCCACAGGCCAUCAAUCGCUUCUUCUCGCUGGAACGCAAAUUUCGUCGGUAUCCAGAAUUGAAGCAGCAGUACGAAGCUUUUCUGGACGACUACUUGCAACGUGGACAUAUGGAACAACUGACCUCGGCUCAGGUUGAGGAGUCCCCAGACACCUGCUUCUAUUUGCCGCACCACGCUGUCAUCAAACUGGACAGUCUGACUACCAAAUGUCGUGUAGUUUUUGAUGGAUCAGGAAAGGACAGCUCUGGAGUAUCGCUCAAUGACAGACUACAUAUUGGUCCACCGAUUCAACGCGAUCUUCUUGGCGUUUGUCUACGCUUCCGGCAGCACCAAUAUGUUUUAUGUGCAGAUGUCGAAAAGAUGUUUCGAGGCAUUAAAAUCUUUAAGCCACACACCAAUUUUCAGCGCAUUGCUUGGCGCAAGACUGAGAAUGAACCUCUGCUUCAUUUUCGCCUGCUGACGGUUACCUACGGAUUAGCACCGUCACCAUUUCUGGCUGUUUGA
Molecule: messenger RNA, 1452 nt
Organism: Drosophila teissieri
Lineage: Eukaryota; Metazoa; Arthropoda; Insecta; Diptera; Drosophilidae
Exons: 2
Coding region: 1-1452 (483 amino acids)
Source: RefSeq, a predicted model, not a curated record